Myotis daubentonii (Daubenton's bat) is the source of this 3231-nucleotide messenger RNA. It is a transcript of the gene LURAP1L, whose product is annotated as leucine rich adaptor protein 1 like. NCBI's taxonomy places the organism in Eukaryota, Metazoa, Chordata, Mammalia, Chiroptera, Vespertilionidae. The record is from RefSeq and is a predicted model, not a curated record. Gene Ontology annotation, biological process: positive regulation of canonical NF-kappaB signal transduction.
UACAGGGGUACAGGGGUUGGCCCUGGCUCGGUCCACCUGCCAGCGCCGUUUAAAGUUUCUGAGGCUCGCAAGAACACAAUGACUUGGAUCAAACGGCCUAAAUGGCAAGAAGGGUAUUUCUACUGCAUCCAGGAAGCCCCUAAACUCCUGCGGACUACCUCCGUGCAGGCGUCCAUGCACUCGCCCGCCCUCCUCUAUCACUGACCAGAGAUGAUUUCGGAGGAUCCCUUGAAAGCCUGGAGCUUUAUGGCUGGAAAAUGAAACGACGCUGGAGUGUGGCCACAUCAUUAUUUUGUGUCGCGCGGGACCAGAUGGGCAGUCAGUGAAUGGCGCAGGGAUGUGAUGGACAGUUUUAUAAUGUGAUUUCCCCCCAGAAAGCUAAAGCCGGCUUCCUUUCCUUCUAUUUCCUCUCGGUCUGUAGUACUUGCGUUCUCCCCCGCUCUGCGAUAUCAAUUAACUCAACUUCGCCGUGGAGUGGCCAAGAGGGAAGAGGGUGAAUUGGUCUCUCUAAUCUUGGUCAGAGUCGGAGGAGUGACGGCGACCGAGAGACUGCGGCGGGGACCCGGGGCGCCCCGUGCAGAUUGCAGGGUGGAGACGCGCAGGCGGCUAUGGAGCGGACGGUGCUCUGGACCCGCCGCGGAUAGACGCCCUGGCGGCUGGAGGGGCCCUCUGACCUCGGGGCCGACUUAGCAGCCGCUGCCACCUCGCAGCCGCAGCAUUUUCCUGCCAUUAUCACCGCUCCUGAGAAGUCAUGGAAGACGCGACAGUGCCAGACCUCAGAGACAUCGAGCUGAAGCUGGGGCGCAAAGUGCCGGAGAGCCUAGUGCGCUCCCUGCGCGGGGAGGAGCCGGUUCCCCUGGAAAGGAUCAGGGACCCCUCUGGGGGGAGCAGCGGCGGCGGUGGCGGCUGUAGUAGCAGCAGCAGCUGCUGCAGCCUCCCUCCCUCCUUGUCGUCCUCCUCUUCGUCCUCCCCAGCCUCGGGCUCCCCAGGAAGACGGAGCCACUCCAGCACCCUGGAGAGGCUGGAAACCAAGCUGCACCUCCUCAGGCAAGAGAUGGUGAGUGCGGUGCGCCAGCGGUGGGCAUGGGGGCCUCGCCGGCAAAAUGCAGAGAUCGGAGAUGGGAAGGUUAAUCUCAGAGCCACGGACGCCAGGCUCAUGCGCCAGCUGCUUGUGAUCAACGAGAGCAUUGAGUCCAUCAAGUGGAUGAUUGAAGAGAAAGCCACCAUCACCAGCCGAGGCAGCAGUCUCAGUGGCAGCCUGUGCAGCUUACUGGAGAGUCAGAGCACCUCCCUCCAUGGCAGCUACAAUAGCCUACACGAUGGCAGCGACGGGCUGGAUGGCAUCUCCGUGGGGAGCUACCUGGACACCUUGGCAGAUGAUGUGCCAGGCCAUCACACCCCAUCAGACUUGGACCAGUUCAGUGACAGCUCCGUAACGGAGGACUCCCAAGCACUGCGCAAGCAUCCCAAAUUGGAUUCUGAAUACUACUGCUUUGGCUGAUGACCCAGGUUUUUUGCAUGGGAUUAGUGUGCAAUUAACUUGUAUUUAUCUCUUUUCUCUGCUGCUAUAUUUUUGGUGUGAUUUUUUUUUUUACAUGAUAACCUUUAAAAAAAAGAAGCAUAUUUUGAAACUGCUUGAUGAUAUUUCUGUUGCUCCUAAUAUUUCUAAUCUGGAUUCAUCUAUUUUUCUCUUUUACAUCUCUAUUUUUAUUUAUUACAAUGAUUUUUUUUUCCUCUCCCUUCUUUUCCGGUGGCACAAAGAAAGAAGGGGGAAAGAAUAAGCAAUAAUUAUGUUUUUGCUUUUGUUUUCAGAGCAAGGGGUCAGGGAUUACAUCAAAAACUUUGCUAAAUUUUGCAAUAAACCAAAGUCUGAUAACAGCUAAUUUUGUUGCUUGCAUUCCUAAAGGAUUCAAAGUGUCAUUGUCUAGAAGAUACUGAGGUUUAUUACUGUUUAUAGAGUAGACUGAACAAAAUGUCUGGGACCAAGUUAGGUAUUAUUUCCAGUCCACAACUUCCUAGCAUAAAAAUCAACAAAACCGUUAGUCACGUAUUUUUAUGGCAAUCAUUUGGAAGACUCAACGAUAUGAAAUCUAUUCAGUUCAACUUUGUGUUCAUAGUCUUGAUCAGCACUUUCUCAUCAGUGAUUCCUUUAUUUAUUUUUUUAUUUUUAUUUUUUUUAAUCCUCACCCAAAGAUAUUUUCCCAUUGAUUUUUAGAGAGAGUGGAAAAGAGAGGGAAAGACAGAGAGAAAUAUCAAUGUGAGAGAAACACAUCAAUUGGUUGCCUCCUGCAUGAGCCCUGACCAGGGCCCAGGCCAGGGAGGAGCCUGCAACGGAGGUACGUGCCCUUGACCGGAACCCACCUGGGACCCUUUGGUCCGCAGGCUGACGCUCUAUCUACUGAGCCAAACUGGCUAGGGCUUCUCAUCAGUGAUGCUAACUGAAACGGUAGACUAUGUUGUGUGGCAAUAUUUGAUUCUCCCAAAUUUCAAAGAUAAUUGAGAUGAGAUAUGAUGGUGAUUAGAGGUUAAGCCUCAGGGGUGAGGAACAUCCGGCCCGCAGGCCAUAUAACGCCCAUGAAAUCAUUUGGUCUGGCCCUGCUAAGGCAUUAGGGGUGAGUUAAUUAAAUGUUUAAUCAAAUAUAUCAGCUAAUUUUUAAGUUGAUAACUUUGUGUGUCCUUCGAAUGAUGUUAUAAAUACCCAAAUGGCCUUUGGUUGAAAAAUGAUUCCCCACCCCUGAGUUAGGGGGUCUUAAAUUUAAUUGUAUUUUGAGAUUUUCUUAACAUUCACUUAUAUGCAUUUUGCAAUUGCAAUCAGAUAUAUAAAAACUUAGAUAAUACAUAUGAAUGGAUAGAUAGCUAUAUUACAUGCAAAGCAGAAUCACUAUUCACUUAUAUGAUAUCAUUUCAUCCUGUGGUGGAUAAAGAAUCUCUUAAUUUUGAUGUGAUUUUAUUAAUCCUCCACAUUUCCUUUACCUUAAUGAUUCCUAGCAAGUUAAUCUGUUGAGAUGUCAAACUGUAUUUUGUAAUGAUACAUGUUUCUGCACAAAAUAUUUUACAAUAUGAAUCAAAAAGUAUUCCUAUUUAAACUAAAAAAUGUCCAUAUUCAAGACAUGGUUUCCCCAAAAUGUCCUUUGUUACUGUGUACCUAUAACACACUUGUCAAAUGUAUUGUUUGUUUCCAGGACAUAUAUUAUUCAAUUUACGAUUAAAAUCUAUAGGGUCUAUCUUCUA